AAGCAGGUGGGGAGGAGAGACAGAGACUGAGAGGAAGAAAAUAAACUAGCAAGGGAGCGCGGAGCAUGCUUAACCAGACAACAAUAGCGACAACAUCUCAAAAACAGAUUGAGGACAAAACAAUCUUGACAAACAUGGUACGGAAUUUUAAAAUGUAGGGAUAGAAAGGUAAAAAUGUUUGAUAUUUUAGAAAAAAAAUGUAGCCUAGACUUUCGUGGUAAUCUGGGUUGUGUGCAGAGCUGAGAGAAUUUAACAGGUCAACACAACAUCAUAUAGACUCAUAUGGACAGGAUGGGGGUCAGUCGUGCACUGCCCAGCAUACCCAAGGAUUCAUUAAGCGCUGCAAUAGUGGCCAUCAGUGUGAGCACAGAACUUGUGGAGGAGGAACUAAAGCCAUAUUUGGAUGCAGUGCUGAAUGUUGCCAUUGAAAGAAAGAAAGGCAUCGCCCAUCAGGUGGCAGAGAGUGGGAUUCUGCCUGUUCUGGCUCAGAUAUUAAGAAGAAAGAGCACGCUUACCACUCACACAGCCAAACUGGUGGCUGAACUUGCCAGAGAUGCUCCUGUAAGAGAGCAGUGCUUUGAGACAGGCAUUGUGUCUGCCCUUGUGACCUUAUUGCUCAGCCAAGAUCAGGACCUUCUCCUCCACGUUAGCCAGGCCAUCGCCAGAAUCUGCUAUGACAGUAACUUGCAGCAGGAGAGAUUCCUGAGGCUUGGAGUGGUCCCACGACUGGUAUCAGUUCUUCUACAGCACAGUAGAAACGAGGUUCUGCUGAGUUCUUGCUUGCUGGCCCUCUGUAACCUGGCCGACAUGGGUGAGGAGGAUGGCUCUAUGCUCUCCUGGGAGGAAGGAGCAAAUUUCGGUGAGGGGGAGCGCCUGUUCCAUGGCACCUCACGUUACUCUUUCGGUCUAACUUCAGCCGUGACAGUGGUCAGACUGAAACAGUGGACUAACGGCCAGUACUCUGUGACAGUAGAAGUGCUUCAAAGAUGCUCCACAACGCUGUGGGGCACAAACAUCGGCCGGCAGACAGGGCACCGCUUACAGAACUUUCCCCACCUAGGCAGUUGCCCCAAUUUGUAUAAAGUUAUAAAAUGCUCAGUGAAGAACAUUCCAAGGAACCGCAAUCUUAGGGCAGCUAUGUUCCACACCCUCUUGUGAGCCUGAACGUUUAUGGUAAUGCUCUCAGACUAAUGAUAUUAAAGGAAUAGUUCACCCAAAAAUGAAAAUUCUGUCAUUAUUUAAUCACCCUCAUGUUAUGAUGACUUUCUUUCUUCUGCAGAACACAAAAGGUGAUUUUAUGAGGAAUAACCUGGCCACUUUUGCAUAUAAUGGAAGUGAAUGAGGAUUGGGACUGUCAAGCACCAAAAUGAUAAAAAAAAAAAAAGCACAAGAAAAGUGGUCCAUAUGACUUGUGCGCAAUGUUUCAAGUGUUCUGAAGAAUACGAAAUAGCUUUGUGUAAAGAACAGACCAUUAUUCACUGAUAAACUUCCCCUUCCAGUGGGCUGUUCACGGCUUUAACCAAAUAAUUAAGUGGAAAUAAAGACCCAGAGUAGUCAGAUUCGUGAACAAAUUAAACAGACCAGUGUUGUGAACUGAAUAAAUAAUUACAUUUCAGUUUCAGUGUCUCACACAAAGGUAUCGUAUGGCUCCAGAAUACUCAGGAUAUAACUUAAGAGUCAAAUGGACCACUUUAUGGUGCUUUUUUCUCCUUUUAGAAAUUGACAGCCCCAGUGCUCAUUCACUUUCAUUAUAUGGAAAUGAUUAGCCGGGAUAUUCGUCAAAAAUGAACCUUUUGUGCUCCACGGAAAAAAUUUCA
Xyrauchen texanus (razorback sucker) is the source of this 1817-nucleotide messenger RNA. RefSeq lists its product as uncharacterized. Gene Ontology annotation, biological process: positive regulation of GTPase activity. Gene Ontology annotation, cellular component: cytosol. Gene Ontology annotation, molecular function: protein binding; guanyl-nucleotide exchange factor activity. The record is from RefSeq and is a predicted model, not a curated record. The coding region runs from base 283 to 1158 and encodes 291 amino acids. Lineage: Eukaryota; Metazoa; Chordata; Actinopteri; Cypriniformes; Catostomidae. The transcript has 5 exons.